GUCCUCUGCUAUGUCAUGUUGCCUUCCCACAGCAACAGGGCAAUUGAUUUCACUACCUAUCUAGAUUCACAGGAUGUGCAGCACGCGAUCAGGGUGCCGCACAGUGCAAAGCUCGAAAGUGACAGGUCGGUCCUCAGGGAAGGUACUGGCGGGGUAAGAUUUCAAUGCACCAGGCAGAUUCGCGUUCAACGCUUUAAUCUACUGUGAGAGGCUUGCUGAAAGAAUCAACAGCUGGAUAAGAUAAGGUGCCUAGGUCGAUAUCGAUCUUGAGCCUUCGCGUUCAUUCGUUGUCGACCGUGGAGCAGGGGUAGCCAGGCUCGAGGCAGGCGAUGGGCUGAACUCAAGCUCACUCAGCUUCAGCAUCAAAGACAGGGCUGAAAAUUGGCAACGAAGAUGCACCGCAAAGUCAGAGCCGCCAACUACUCUCCGCCCCAAGUGCAUCGCCGAUUUUCCAUGUGGCAUGAGCAGAUCUGUCAUGGCUUUUUUGCGGAGAAUGACAAUUGCAUGACGUAGGAGGGAGUUUUGCCUGUCUAAGCUGAGAAUCGGCGCUGGAGACGUCAUGACGUAGAUGUGCCGAAGGGGGGUCGUUGCGCAAGUGCAGCUAAGACAGCUUCCUUCCCAUUCAAAUAGAAAGCUCAUCUGCUGUACACAUGCCUUUUCUGCUCCCUUCCCAAUUCAAGCACCAAUCACUCAUCAAACAACACAUCGUCCUGGCUCCUUAGCAGUAAACAUACCCUCAAAUUCCCACUUCACCCACAAAACAACCAUCAUCAUGUCCGGAAACUCAAACGUUGGCAACAGCGCCGUUUACGAGGCUGGCGAUCAGAGAAACGCCAAGGAGGAGGAGACCAACAACGCCGAGCGUUUCCACGAGGGCAAGGAGCACUCUCACCUGGCGACAGACUCCAAGGAUGAGCGUUCCAUCGCCAACAGACUCGCUGCCGAGGAGAAGAAGAACAAGGAGGGUGAUGAGGAAGAGUCCCUCGAGACCCGCCUUGGCAAGGAGGACGCCACACUCCCCGCCAAGCUGCACGGCAACAAGCCUUCUAGGGGCGCCGAGAUUGACAAGCAGCUCCAGGAGGAGGACGAGCUCCGCCUGAAGCAAAAGGCUGGAAAAUAAAUAUGGGAAGCACAAAUAUGAUUUUCGGUCCGGCGUUGGCAGGGUAGCACCAGCAUACAUGAAUUCAUAGGAUGAAUAUCAAAAGUCAUGACGCAAAACACUUCUCCAGUGAUGUUACCGAGGUGAAUGUGAGGCAGUCUGAAAAAUUGUGGUCACGCAAUUAAUGAUGAAGAUGGGCAACACACGAGGUUUCAUCAACGUAGAUGUUGAAGCAUGAUGUUUUUUUAAUUGCUAUGAGGUCGUCUAUACUGCUGGUCAUACCUGAACGUCGAAUUAGUCAAACGUAUUCCGACAGGG
This is a messenger RNA of Colletotrichum scovillei, 1417 nucleotides long. RefSeq lists its product as uncharacterized. Lineage: Eukaryota; Fungi; Ascomycota; Sordariomycetes; Glomerellales; Glomerellaceae. The transcript is spliced from 3 exons. The record is from RefSeq and is a predicted model, not a curated record. Bases 569 to 1120 code for a protein of 183 amino acids.